AUGCUAGAUGUUGUGCUUGAUGACGUCUUGGACGAAGAUGUCAUAGCGCUCGAGGAUGUCGUGGCGCUAGACGUGGUUUUGCUCGACUUCGUGCUGGGAGUAGUGCUAAAUGUUGUGCUUGAUGACGUUUUGGACGAAGAUGUCGUAGCGCUUGAGAUCGUCGCCCUAGAUGUAGUGAUUGAUGAUAUAGUGCUAGUAGUUGUGCUUAGCGAAGACUGGAACGUAACACUCGAGGAAGUCUUUGUAGACGUCUUUGAGGAAGAUUUUGCAGUGCUUGAGGAUGUCUUUGUCUGCGAGGUGGACGACGUAGGGCUUGAGAAAGUUGACUUUGACGAACUACUGGUCUUCGAAGUGGUACUCCACGUUGUCUUCGAUGUGUAUGCUGAACUCGAACUUGGAGUAGUUUGA
Aureobasidium pullulans EXF-150 is the source of this 408-nucleotide messenger RNA. RefSeq lists its product as uncharacterized. The record is from RefSeq and is a predicted model, not a curated record. Lineage: Eukaryota; Fungi; Ascomycota; Dothideomycetes; Dothideales; Saccotheciaceae. The transcript has a single exon. The coding region runs from base 1 to 408 and encodes 135 amino acids.